AUGUCAAGUAGAUUCAGCAGCCGCGCCGACGCGCGCGACGACCUCUUCUCCUCCUACAACCGCAGCGCCUCACCCUCGAAAUCAAAAAACAAAGCUCGCGCAAGCCCUUACAAUGCUGCUGGCGGCUACGGCUACACACCACCUUCCUCCGCCGACGGGCCAGGCUUUGGCGCAUAUCCUGGUGCUGGUGGGAGUAAGGCGAAUGGGAGCUUAUAUCCUGGGAGCGGAGGGAGUAGUUAUGGGGGUUAUGGUGUAGGGGGCGGAAGGGGGAGUGAUGAUGGAAGGGAUGGCAUAUAUCGGGCUGCGACACCGAAUUCAAGGGGACAGUACUCUGCGGCUGUGUUGGAUGAGUUGGAGAGUCAGAACGAUGAGCAUGUUGGUGUGCUGACUAGCAAGGUCAAGAUGUUGAAGGACUUAACCCAUCUCAUCGGCGAUGAAAUCCGCGAUUCCACUACUCUCGCUGAGAAAAUGAACGAUCAGUUUGAGAAUUCGAGACAUAAGAUCAAGGGUACCAUGAAUCGUAUGUUGAGGAUGGCGCAAAAGACAGGCGUAGGCUGGAAGGCCUGGGUUGGGUUCUUUGCCGCGGUUAUAUUACUGUUUUGGUGGGUGUGGUUAGGUUGA
This is a messenger RNA of Alternaria arborescens, 621 nucleotides long. RefSeq lists its product as hypothetical. The record is from RefSeq and is a predicted model, not a curated record. The transcript is spliced from 2 exons. Lineage: Eukaryota; Fungi; Ascomycota; Dothideomycetes; Pleosporales; Pleosporaceae. The coding region runs from base 1 to 621 and encodes 206 amino acids. Gene Ontology annotation, biological process: endoplasmic reticulum to Golgi vesicle-mediated transport.